Molecule: messenger RNA, 856 nt
Organism: Phalaenopsis equestris
Lineage: Eukaryota; Viridiplantae; Streptophyta; Magnoliopsida; Asparagales; Orchidaceae
Product: ubiquitin carboxyl-terminal hydrolase 23-like
Exons: 2
Biological process (GO): protein deubiquitination
Cellular component (GO): cytosol; nucleus
Molecular function (GO): cysteine-type deubiquitinase activity; cysteine-type endopeptidase activity
Source: RefSeq, a predicted model, not a curated record
CUCAUUCCUCGAUGAUGAGAAGCUCCUAAAAUAAAAUAAAAUCCCGAAAGUCUGUCCUCCUCUACCCCUGUCGGGCCCGAAACCCUCACCUGCUAUCGCCUACUGACCGAAAUCCGCGCGAUACAGUUUGCUGCCCGAGCUAGCUGAGAAGGUAACGGCGGGAUCGCGGCAUACAAAGACCUACGAAACUGCCAUCUUUCCCCUUUUCUUCUCCGAUCCUAUCCGAUACCGUUGAGGAAGGUAACCAUCGUAUUUCUCACUCUUCCUCCCACCCCCUUUCGCGCGCUUCAGCUCUUCUAAAUCCCGUAAAUCCGCCUUCCGCUGGGAUUUACAGAAAUCCCGGAUUUAAAGCUGUCAUUUUUGAUAUUUGGCGGGAUUUCGGUUAAAUCCUAAGUCCUGCUAUCAAACAACCCCUAAAAGAGCUUAUCCGUCGCGAUGGAGGCCGCAGUGAAGGAGAAGACAGCGGCAGCAUUGUGCGCAGCUGGGCAGCCUCUUUUUUCUCGGAGAAUUGAGUUUCACCCAGCGAGGAGGCCCUACGCAGGCGUCCCUCUCUUCUCAGGGGACUUCCGCCUCGAAAUCUUAAACCCUGGUAGCGCCGACGAGCGAAAGUCGGCAUCUGGCAGCGGUGCAGAGCCCUCGACGGCGGAGAAUGGGCCGCAUGGGAAGAGAUCGACAGGUGGGGAAUUUCGUGAGCAUGGAUUGGAUCCGGAACUCAGCUUCAGGAUCAGCUUCCAGAGGAUCGGUGCUGGAUUGGAGAACCUGGGAAAUACGUGUUAUCUGAAUUCAGUUCUCCAAUGCCUCACAUAUACGGAACCUUUUGCAGCUUAUUUGCAGAGUGGGAAGCAUAAAUCUACCU